AGUAGAGAAAAAACAAAUAAACAAACAACUUUUUUUGAAAGAAGCACCAAAGAAAACCUUUUUGGAAAGAGGUGCUGACCAUGUCGAACGCGGAGAUGGAGAUCCCGGGGAAGCUGGACUUGGAUGUGGACACCGACACUGCUCAGCCUGGGGAGCAGGAAGCGUCGGAUGCAUUGGCCGCAGGACCGCUAUCGUCAAAGCGCCAUAAGCCAUACUUCAAGAAGUUCAAGGAGCCGGAUUCCGAUGAGGAAGUCGGCGAUCCUCGAGGCCUUUUUAAUGUCCAGGAGUCCUGGCGCACGCUGAUGUCGCUGACCAGUUGCCAGAAGGUCAUGGUUUCGGAGAAGGCUCAGAAGAUCCUGAAGAUCCAGGUGGGCAUCAAUGUGACGCAGGAGUUCCCCUGGAAGCAGGUGCAGUUCAAGGACCUGCGAGACGUGCUCUUCGACGAACUGGAGAAUUCGGCCGAGCUGAUGAAGAAGUUCAAGCACUUCAAUCCGGAUCACUAUGUUCUCAUGGGCUUCUGUCCCAUACUGACCGAGCAGGACGAUGAUCCGCCCGAGGGCGACCCCUUCAUCUUCUACUCGAGCAUUAAGGAGUCCAAAAUGGCCAUGGGCAUCAUCCAGAACAUGGAGCACUUUGAGCGAUGGCGGAUGCAACGGCGCCUACGCAAGAAACCGCGUCGAUGGGUGAGUCAUGGCACCGACGACGAGAUGACCAUCCUGGUGGAGCACUUCAAGGACGAGCCCAUCGACGUCGAGAUCCAGAGUGUCUAUCCGAUCCAGGUGCCGCGGCACAUAGUCUUCGACUACCGGAUGACCCGCGAUGUCAGGGAUGGCGUGAUCGAGCUCCUGCCCAACGAGAACAUCAAGUGGGACAAUGUGACCAAGAAGCGGGUCACGGUUGCUGUCCAGUCAGCUCCUCCCAAGAUCGAUCGGGAGCAGCAAACCAACCCCACUUUUCCUUCGAAUGCUUGGUCGCAGUAUCUCUACGAGAUCGAUGAUGAAGAUCUCGAGCUGGACGAAUCCGAAGUGGACGAGGAGGAGGAGAAGAGAAAGGCCCAAGCCAAGCCAGGAACUUAUGUGGAGCCGGUUAAGCCACCGCCCGAGAUGUCCAAGCAAAUCGAAAUGCUGCUUAAUACUCUGGAUUUCAAUCAGAUCGACAGUUAUCGCGACGACUACUCUUUGAUAUCCACUCGACAAGUGGUGCAGUACACCAAUCCGUACCUCCAGGAGUUCCUCUGCUUUGCGAACAUCUCGAAGAGCAACAAGCGAUUUGUGGCUGGCUACGACUGGUAUCCGAAGUUGUCCGGCCUGUUUGCAGUGUCCUAUGCGUUCAGUACUCCAGCCACAGUGAAGGAGGCCAGCGUUCGGGUGGAUUAUGUGCAACGAGCGGUUCUGGAGCCCAAUCCCGUGCUGCUGUGGAGUUUCUCGGAUAACUUGAACUACAAGCUGGAGUUCGAGGCACCGAUCGAAACCACCGCACUGACCUUCUGCCCCUUCAAUGGGGACGUCCUGCUGGGCGGCUGCAAAAAUGGUCAGGUGGUGGUGUGGGACCUGCAGGGUCGCUGCGAGAAGCUGGACGAGGAGGAGUACUUAACGGCUGCCCAGGCCAAGUACCGGGUGAUGAUUGGCGAGUUCCUGAACUGGACCAUUGACAUAGAAGACAACGUCGUCAUGCCGGCCACCAUUUCGAUGUUGGACUGCUCACCGAAGGGUGCCAUUACAGCCUUCUACUGGCUGGGUCGCUCGAUCUACCUGAGUCAAUUCGGCAAGGUGUACAACGACACUGACAAUCGCAACCACCACAAGUUCUUUGUGACCUGCGCCUUCGACGGCACCAUCAGCUUCUGGGAUUUGGACGGGAAGGGGGCGAAGGGUGGCAAGGAAAAGAUGCGCAACCGCAUGCUACCCAAGGAACUGACCCAGAGCGAGUCUGCGUACAAGUCGCUGGCCAUCAAGCCCACCUACAAUAUUUACUUCCCGGAACCCCUGACGGGCAUCAUUGCGGACACCUCCUGUUUCUCGUGUCUGACGCCAGUGGCCAGGCUGAUACACGCCAAUCCCUCCAAUUACCCCAUCAAGAUUAUAGCCAAGGACCCCUCGACGGUGCGCCAGAGCAUGAUAAUCUCCACCUUCUACGGCCACGUCAAUCGGAUUGACUGGCAGGGCACCUACACGGAGGGGCAGGCCACGGAGACGAUCAACACUUCCAUUCCAUUUGCCAGGGUCCACGACGGACCCGUGGUGAUGAUGAAGAAGAACCCCUUCUACCCGCAGCUGUUCGCCUCCAUCGGACGCACUAUCCUGGCCAUUUGGAAGGAGGACUACCCCUACUCGCCCAUCUUUUGGCGCCAGAGAGCCUGCGACCUCACCGCCGUCGCCUGGAGCGAAACACGCCCGGCUGUUCUCUAUCUAACCAGGAUGGAUGGGAUCCUCGAGGCAUGGGAUAUAUUGGCUCGAGAUGACGAUGCCUGCCUAACCGAGAUACUUGGUGGCGGUGUUAUAACUGGAAUCACGGAGCACCGUCCUUCGCUGCCCUACAAAAUCCUGGGAAUUGGAGACUAUAAUAGUAGCAUCCGUAUGGUGAAGUUGCCGCACACGUUCGAUGUGCCGCUGCCCAACGAACUGCAGCAGCUGAUGAACUACGUCCUGAAGGAGGAGCGCCGCAAGGUGGGCAUCCAGGCGUGGGAGCAAAAGUACUACGAGCUCAACAAGGACAUCAUCGAGGCGAAGCGGGAGGCAGAGGCGGAGACACGAAAGGAAAUGGAAAAACUUGAGAAAGAGGAGCAUCUGGCCACUAGAAAGAAGGGUCAAAAGGCCACCGAGGAGGGAGGAGAAGGAGAGGAGCACAGAAGCAAGAAGCCUUAUGGCGGUCUCAACUAUAAUGAAAAAAUGGCCGUGAAGUGGGACGAGCUGAAUCUGAACCGAAUGAUGACCAUACUGAUGUCGCGCAAGCAAAUGGAUCCCGAGAAGUUGGCCAGGGAGACGGCAUUGGAGAAGGAGCAGCUUGCCUACGAGGCGGCCAAGAAGAAGUCCCAUUCGGAUGUCCUGGCCAGAGUGGAGAACGAUAUCGCCGCCAUCCGGGCGCGAAUCCUGCCGGCAGAGGUCGCCGACUUGCAGCGCAGCGAGAUGAUCCAGGAACGGGUGAAACGCGAGGUGGAGAAUGCCGACACCUACGAGCAGGUGUGCAAGGACUCCUUCGAGAUCCUGGGCAUGUUCAACGAGUUCAAGACCAUCGACUACAUUGAGUUUCUGGAGCGGGGUCGUCAUAGGCGCCAGUUGUUGGACCAGUCCCUGGGCGGCAACACGGAUCGACUGCUGUGGUACCAGGAGAGGGUACGGCUGGGGGAGCUGGGCGAGUGCCAGUUCAGCUAUGAGUGCGGCGGCAGCUCUCAGGCGGAAGAGUCCAGUCAAGCCAACUUCACGGCUCCUAUCUUCUUGUCGGGAAGCGAUAUUACUGGGGACCCGAUAAUAGAGGAGUUCGAGGACUAAUCGUUUUGAUUCCACCUUACAGUUGGUAAAUGUCAGCAAAUUAAAUAUUUAUGCAAUAACAAAUUCUUUGAUUUUAAAAUGUAA
Molecule: messenger RNA, 3572 nt
Organism: Drosophila elegans
Lineage: Eukaryota; Metazoa; Arthropoda; Insecta; Diptera; Drosophilidae
Gene: mmm
Product: dynein intermediate chain 3, axonemal
Exons: 6
Coding region: 81-3488 (1135 amino acids)
Biological process (GO): inner dynein arm assembly; cilium movement involved in cell motility
Cellular component (GO): inner dynein arm
Molecular function (GO): dynein light chain binding; dynein heavy chain binding
Source: RefSeq, a predicted model, not a curated record